Messenger RNA from Strigops habroptila (Kakapo), 6090 nucleotides. RefSeq names its product calcium/calmodulin dependent protein kinase kinase 1 (gene CAMKK1). The record is from RefSeq and is a predicted model, not a curated record. Gene Ontology annotation, molecular function: protein kinase activity; ATP binding. NCBI's taxonomy places the organism in Eukaryota, Metazoa, Chordata, Aves, Psittaciformes, Psittacidae. Bases 51 to 1787 code for a protein of 578 amino acids. The transcript has 16 exons. Gene Ontology annotation, biological process: protein phosphorylation; activation of protein kinase activity; CAMKK-AMPK signaling cascade.
AGUGAUUCCUCAGCAAGACACAGCUGUCUGAUCUCUGAAACAAGAGCCUCAUGAGCCACAGGAUGAAGCGAGCGCAUGGUAUUUCGUGGAGAGGUUCCUUCAGGCCAGAUGCUGUCUGUGAGCAUCAGAGCUCUCUGCAGUGCCGUCUGAGGCCAUACAAGCUGGACACAGCCAUGGGGGAUUCUUCAGCAAAUGCCAUGGAUGGAGGUAUAGACAUGUGCUGCAAAGACGCACAGACUGAACUGGCAGAGCAGGUAGCAGCUAUAGAUGUGGCUGUUGGUCCAGACAGAAGUGACCAAAAUGGUGAAGGCAACACUGAAGAGAAUGACACAGUCUUUUCUGAUAACCUAAAAGACAGCCAAAGAAAUGGAGUCAACAGUGACAUGGGAAUGAAUGAAUUGCUGCCUUCCCCACGGUCAGAAGAUGCUCACUGGAGGAACGUUCCCAAGAGACCUCUCACUAGACCUGUAUUAUCAAGUAGGAAGUUGUCUCUUCAGGAAAGAUCAUCAGGAGGUUAUUUGGCUUCUAGCAACACACCAGGUUAUGGUCCUUAUGCCACAGGGCCAUCACCACGUAUAAUGAGGAGACCAACGAUAGAGUCCAAUCGGGUCUCCAUAUCAGAUUCUGAGGACUGCGUGCAGUUAAACCAGUACAAGCUGCAGAGUGAAAUAGGCAAGGGUUCCUACGGCGUUGUGAAACUGGCCUACAAUGAGAACGAUGACAAAUACUACGCCAUGAAAGUCCUCUCCAAAAAGAAGCUCCUGAAGCAGUAUGGAUUUCCACGUCGGCCACCUCCCAGAGGGUCGAAAGCAUCCUCUGGAGAGCAGCCAAAGCCCAUGGCACCACUGGAGAGAGUCUAUCAGGAAAUAGCCAUCUUAAAGAAACUGGACCAUGUCAACAUUGUUAAGCUGAUAGAGGUGCUUGAUGAUCCUGCAGAGGACAACUUGUACAUGGUGUUUGAUCUCCUGAGGAAAGGGCCUGUCAUGGAGGUACCAAGUGACAACCCCUUCAGUGAGGAGCAGGCUCGGCUCUACUUCCGAGACAUCGUCUUGGGCAUCGAGUACUUGCACUACCAGAAGAUCAUUCACCGGGACAUCAAACCUUCCAACUUGCUCUUGGGAGAUGAUGGACAUGUCAAAAUCGCCGAUUUUGGAGUCAGCAAUCAAUUUGAAGGGAACGAUGCCCAGCUUUCCAGCACGGCAGGGACACCAGCCUUCAUGGCACCAGAGGCCAUUUCAGACACUGGCAAAAGUUUCAGUGGAAAGGCACUUGAUGUAUGGGCCAUGGGAAUUACCCUCUACUGCUUUGUUUACGGGAAGUGCCCUUUUAUAGAUGAAUAUAUUCUGGGUCUUCAUAAUAGGAUCAAGAACAAGCCUGUGGAGUUCCCAGAAGAAGCCCAGAUAAGUGAGGAGCUCAAGGAACUGAUUCUACGCAUGCUUGAUAAAAAUCCAGAAACAAGGAUAACAGUCCCUGAAAUUAAGGUGCAUCCGUGGCUAACCAAGGGUGGUGAGGAGCCCCUGCCUCUGGAGGAGGAGCACUGUACUGUGGUGGAGGUGACAGAGGAGGAGGUGAAGAACUCAGUGAAGAUGAUCCCGAGUUUGCCAGCUGUGAUCCUAGUGAAGGCCAUGCUAAGAAAACGCUCCUUUGGAAACCCAUUCGAGGUUCAGACGAGGCGGGAGGAGAGGUCCAUGUCUGCUCCAGGGAACUUACUGAUAAAACAAGGGAGCAGAGAAGGAGGCAGGGACCCAGAGCUGCCCAACGUGUGUGAAGAUGAAGCUACAUCCUGAAGCUGCCUGGCUGUCACAGGCUGGUUGCUCACGUGCUGCUGCUGUUUGUACCCAUCGUGGUGUUGUCUAGCACACAUCUGCCCUCAUCACAGAGUCUGGGGCUUGCAAAGCAAACAAAACCAGAAACAAAACACGGACCAACCCAGCAAACCAGAAAGGAGGAACCGAGCAGCAAUAAGAAGAGCGAGUCCUCGGGCAGCACGGCUGCAGGGGAUUGGCUUGGCCUCAUGGGCAGCUGCAUUCCUCAUGCAAGGUGUCCGUGUGCUCCUCCGUGUGUGCCUUGCUCUCCACUUGUGCUUCACGUGUGGGCUUUGUAGUUGGGUGUCUUGGCUGAUGAAUGUGGUUUUAUUUGUACCGCAGCAAACCAAACGUUAUCUUAGGGGUCAGUCUCCCCAGAGAUGUUCUCCUUGCUCUUUGCAUUCUCUGUUGCAAGCAUCAGGAAAAACAAUCACAUCAGAGCCAGGUUUUAUAUCAGAGGGCAUCUGUUUUAUUUAAUGCACUUCUGUAUAUCAGGACAUAGUCCUGCUCCUGUUGGAGGCGAUGGCAAAAUUUCUAUGGCUAUCAGGUAAAUGAGGAUGAGAUCUUGCUUUUGGAGCGAACGCUGUCACUCUCUGCCUUUCUUCCUCUUCUAUCCCUUUGCUUCUUACCCCUCAGUUUUGCACAGGGUGAAUCCUGCCAGCACCAAUGGCUUUGGUCAGGGCAACACCAUAAAGCAGAAGAAAUACAGGAUCCUUCCUCUAACGGGCAAUCAGCCUUUGAAUGUCAUAAGGAUCUGGAGCAUUGGGAUAUGCUCUUACACGGGAAGGCUUAACCCCGCUGAGGACAUCUGCUGACCAAGUGUGCUCUUCCCAGAGAGCUGGGGCUGUGCUCCGUCAGCUGCACCCAGGCCUGCGUGCACAGACAUUGCUCAAAGCUGAAAACAAGUGGCAGGUUUGGGGUUUAUUUUAUGUAAGGGUGAUUUCCUUCCCCUCACUCAUCUCUUAGCUCCUAUAAAAUCAUGUACCUGAUGCUUUAAAACUUUAAUUUCCGGAUAAAUGACCCAAACCGGGAGAACUCCCAAGCAUGGAAAAUGUUGGUGGAAGGGUUUUAGGCUAAGGAAAAGCUACAAAUGAGAUCAAAACAUGAUCUUUUGGGGUUUUGAGGCUUUAAUUUUUAGUUUUAAGACUGUACUUUUUCUGCACAUGCUGAUGCUGCUAUUUUAUCCAUAGAUUGCUUCUAAACUUGGGAUUAGAAGCUUCAUCUCUACAGUUUGACGGCAGGUGAGAGAUUGCACUUCACAGGGCAAAUGGAGCUAUUCCAGUGGCUGUUGGCUAUACAGACUGUGUGUAUGAAUCGGGAAUUUUACACUCAGAGAGUAAAAACCAGUGACAUCCAUCCAUCAAAAUAAUGUCAGUAUUUUCCCUUGAGCUUUAUGGGGUCUGAGCAUGUCCCCGGGAAGCCAAUGGGAUUGAAUUCUUAUUUUAUAGCACUUAAAUAAAGGACACUAUUAAAUUUGGUUUCUACAUACUCAUCUUACUGUCUCUUUUUAGGUUAAUCCUGAAGCUGGGAUGGGCCUGGGACUUUGUCCCCUAACUUUUUUGUGUGAGGGGAUGCAUGUAUGAGGGCUGUUGGUAGCAGCUGCUGUUCCCAUCCUGUUUAUUGCAGUCUGGUUUGGUUGUUCCCAAUGUCUUUGUAGCUGGGCUUUGCUGCUGAUGCCUUCUGCUGCCUGUCCCCAGCCUGCUUGUCUUGAGGCACUUUGGUGGGAUGCCAGACGCAGUCACCAGCCACAUCUCGCCUGUAAAUAUUGGGAAACUGGGAAAUAAUGUUGCAGCUGAUGUAUUUUAUUGAGGAGACCUUUAAUUCUUGAAGCAGGCAAAAGCAUUAGAUCAUGGUAAAGGUUAUUGCCGUGGGCCCGUGCUCUGCAUCCACAUGGUAACUCCUGCCUGCAUUGGUGCAUCUGCCCGCACCAGCGGCGUGCUCAGCACCUCCAAAGCCUGUGGUCUGCUUGGAUCCUGCUGCCUUGUAAUGAAGAUUAAACACCCAUUGAAAAGGAGGGAAAAUGGAGAUGGGAAGAAACACACUUAUUCCAAGGCUUGGUAGGACUCUGGCAGAAAUACGCUCUACUUCUUGCUUGGCUGAAAUGAAAUCCUGGCUUCUUUAUGUGCGUGUUUAGGGCAGCUUGGAGCAACGCUGCUUCUGCUCCGAAGAAAGGAAGAGACUAGAGAGAGGGUAUUUAUUUGGCUCUGGUGAGCCAGCCCAUUUAUCUGCUCAGGAAGUUCGUUCUCUUCAGCUGGGUGGUGAGAUACUUGUCUCGCUUCUCUCUGUGAAGGAGGGGAUGGGGUUUGGCGUGGCAGGGCUCCUCCAGAAGCGAGAAGAGCUGGUGCAGGGGUGCUCGGAUGCUUUUGUGUGUGUUUUUCCCUCCAGAUCCUCACUUACCCGUGCUGUUCCUGGAGCACUGGAUGCUCUGAACUGUGUUAGCUGGGCUCUGUGUGCCAGGGAGGGCUCCUCUUGCCCUGAUGCGUGAUGGCAGAGGCAGCUCUGGUCAGCUUUGGUUGGCUUUUCUAGGUGCAAGGGCUGAGAGACCCUGAAGGAGAUCUCUCUUUUGGGGAAACCGCACAUCUUUUUGAUCUGCAGGAAGGAGAUUUCUUUGUCCUGCUCAACUAAUAGUUCUCUUCUCAGCCGUCAGUUUGGGAGGUAGUGCUAAGUGAAAACCCUGGUUUAGGCUCUCCUGUCUGGCACAGGGUUGAAGACAUUCACUGCAGUAUUUCCCUUUGGGCAGGAAUACAUCACUGUGAAUGUCACAUUUGCAAAUAAAUGAGGUUCUCAGCUCAUUCCUGAUGUAUUGCAGCAUGGGAAUGGAUGCCUGGAUAACCACUCACUGUGUUAGAACUCUGAGCCCUGCACAGGGGCUCAGCUUUGGGCCGUGGUUUUCCCAGUGAUGCAUCCAUGAGGAAUGUUAGAUGAGGUGUAGCCACAUGGCUUAGCCCUGGAGCAGGAGCAGGUCCAUGGGGCGGUUGUGCAGAACAGAGAGGGCAUUUGUAAGGGCAUUUGUUGGGAGUUUCCAGUGUCUGUGCUGCUGGGGGCAGGAGGAAGACCUGGAAGCUUUGCCUGCAGCACCGUGUCUCCAGCCUGAUCCAUGUAGGAGCCCGUGGCCACAAGAGAAACCAAAUCACCUGCAGCAGUGAGUGUGGCUGGGCUGUGAUGAUGUUCUGUGUUUUCAGUGCCUUGAGACACAAGAAGCUGCCCAGCAAACGACUGGGCUUUCUGAAAGGUCAGUGCCACACGUGUUUUCUUUAUCAUCAUUUCGAGUGUGGAUCAGCCAGGCCUGUCCUGUGCUGGCCAUGGUGGCAUCAGUGACCUGUCUUGUUCGUGUCCUCUGGGGCCAGCAGCUCCCAUCUGGUUGGUUGUUUGCUUUUUGCAGGCUCCAUUGUCAUCCGUGUUUGCUUUCUGCUCAGUAGUGUUCAGCCACAGUAACAGAUGGUCCUUCCUUGGGACAGGGAUCUCACCCUGGUGUGGAUGGGGAUAGCAGGGGAGGCAGGCUCCUUUCUGUCCCCAGGAGAUGGGGAUCAGCAAAUGUAAACAGCUUCCCGAGGGAAGGACCGUGCUGCUGGGAGCGUGAGCGCAUCGCGUGUCUGGCAGGAAUGCUGAGGCUGGAAAGCGGAUAGUGCGGGGUUUGUGUGUUUGUGUAACUCAGUCUGGGUGCCAAAGUUCUCCGUUCACCAGGGCACAUUGACAGCGGUGGUUGCUGAGCAAAGCAGUGGCAGAGGUUUCUUUUCUGGCCCAGAGACCUCCACAGAAGACUGUGCUCUGAUCGGGUCCCUCCCAACCUGGGUUAUCCCAUGACCUGUUGCUCUGAAUGCAGCCUUCUAUGGGAAGAGGGAAGGAAAGAGCUUGAGAAUCAGCGGCUGCCUUUCCCCUUCCCUUCCUGAAGAAAAGCCAUGUAUGCCCAGAGCCGCUGCGAGCCCAGGCCCUGGGUCAGUGACCACGAACCAUCAGUCAAAGUGCUCCAAAAACUGGUGUAAAUUCAAGAACAAGAGCUGCAACUUUUGAGGGUACAAUUUGGAUCCUCUGUGCAUAGGUUUGCUGCUGUUUCUGACUUCUAGGCCUGUUCUGUUGCUAUUUGAGUCUCUCAUUACACUUGAUGUUAACUAUGAUGCUGUAUGUACUCUGCUGUCAUUCAAGCAUGAUGUAUAUGCACUCCGUACCGUAACGGCGCGUGGCUGUUACACUGUAAAUAUGUACCAUGAAUAGAGAGGCUAUUUUUUGCAUGCUUUUCUACUCUAGACCUGAACAGAAAAUGACAAUAAACUCCAUAGAAAUGACA